Rodentolepis nana is the source of this 666-nucleotide messenger RNA. NCBI's taxonomy places the organism in Eukaryota, Metazoa, Platyhelminthes, Cestoda, Cyclophyllidea, Hymenolepididae. The record is from the annotation of a GenBank genome assembly.
AUGUUUCAUGGGCCACCUGGAACUGGUAAGACUUUACUUGCUCAAGCUCUAGCCAAUGAAUGCACCCGAACGAGUUCAGGUGAGGGGCUGGCUAGUACCAUUCCAGGUGUCUCAGCCGCCAAUGCUCGUCCUAUCGCCUUUUUCAUGCGAAAAGGUGCUGAUGUCCUCUCGAAAUGGGUUGGUGAGACGGAAAGAAUGCUUCGUGAUCUAUUUGAAGAGGCCCACCGCUUGAAACCCUCAAUUAUCUUUUUCGAUGAACUAGAUGGACUUGCUCCAGUGAGGUCUUCUCGACAGGAUCAAGUUCAUUCCAGUAUUGUUGCAACACUCCUCUCCCUAAUGGAUGGCCUUGAUCGUAGACCUGGUGUCGUGGUGAUUAGUGCCACGAAUCGACCCGAUGCUAUCGAUCCGGCACUUCGACGCCCUGGCCGUUUUGAUCGAGAAUUCCAUUUCAAGUUGCCAAGUAUGGAUACACGACGGCGGAUUCUCCAAAUCAAUACCGCAAAGUGGGAUCCUAAACCCGAUGAUCGGUUGUUGGACUAUCUGGCAAGCGAGACUACUGGGUACUGUGGCGCUGAUAUGAAAGCUCUGACAACUGAAGCCUGCCUUUGUUGUCUUCGACGCCAACAAAGUGAAGUUGGAUAUCGAUCUCAAAUAUCUCGUUGUUGA